UCCUCUCCAACAGUUGCUAUAUAUAUAUAUUUUUUUUUUAGUAGCACCUAUUCUAGUGGGUGUGAGAAGGUAUUUCAUUUUGGUUUUGAUUUGCAUUUCCCUGAUGGCUGAUGGUUUUGAGAAUCUUCGCAUGCUGUGUACACUACUAUCAUUAGCAAUAUAUCAAGUAUUGGAAGCUAGAAGUCAACAUCAAGAUAUUGGCUUGGCUUGCUUUCUCGUGGAGUCAGUAGUGUUUCAGCAAUCCUCAGUCACAGGUGCUCUAUGCCCAGGUCUCUGUGGCUGGGCUGCUCCAGCCUGGCGGACAGCAUGCCUUCGCUGCGGUGCCUGUAUAACCCAGGGACUGGCGCACUUACAGCUUUCCAGAAUUCCUCAGAGAGAGAAGACUGUAAUAAUGGCGAACCCCCUAGGAAGAUAAUACCAGAGAAGAAUUCACUUAGACAGACUUACAACAGCUGUGCCAGACUCUGCUUAAACCAGGAAACAGUAUGUCUAGCAAGCACUGCUAUGAAGACUGAAAAUUGUGUGGCCAAAACAAAACUUGCCAAUGGCACUUCCAGUAUGAUUGUACCCAAGCAACGGAAACUCUCGGCAAGCUAUGAAAAGGAAAAGGAACUGUGUGUCAAAUAUUUUGAACAGUGGUCAGAGUCUGAUCAAGUGGAAUUUGUGGAACAUCUUAUAUCCCAAAUGUGUCAUUACCAACAUGGACACAUAAAUUCAUAUCUUAAACCUAUGUUGCAGAGGGAUUUCAUAACUGCUCUGCCAGCUCGGGGUUUGGAUCACAUUGCUGAGAACAUUCUGUCAUACCUGGAUGCCAAAUCACUAUGUGCUGCUGAACUUGUGUGCAAAGAAUGGUACCGAGUGACAUCUGAUGGCAUGUUAUGGAAGAAGCUCAUCGAGAGAAUGGUCAGGACAGAUUCUCUGUGGAGAGGCCUGGCAGAACGGAGAGGGUGGGGACAGUAUUUAUUCAAAAACAAACCUCCUGAUGGGACUGCUCCUCCUAACUCUUUUUAUAGAGCACUUUAUCCUAAAAUUAUACAAGAUAUUGAGACAAUAGAGUCUAAUUGGAGAUGUGGAAGGCAUAGUUUACAGAGAAUCCACUGCCGAAGUGAAACAAGCAAAGGAGUUUACUGUUUACAGUAUGAUGAUCAAAAGAUAGUAAGCGGCCUUCGAGAUAACACAAUCAAGAUCUGGGAUAAAAGUACAUUGGAAUGCAAGCGCAUUCUCACGGGCCACACGGGUUCUGUCCUGUGCCUCCAGUAUGACGAGAGGGUGAUCAUAACUGGAUCAUCGGAUUCCACGGUCAGAGUGUGGGACGUAAAUACAGGUGAAAUGCUAAACACGCUGAUUCACCAUUGUGAAGCAGUUCUACACUUGCGUUUCAAUAAUGGCAUGAUGGUGACCUGCUCCAAAGACCGUUCCAUUGCUGUAUGGGAUAUGGCCUCCCCAACUGACAUUACCCUCCGAAGGGUGCUGGUUGGACACCGAGCUGCUGUCAAUGUUGUUGACUUUGAUGACAAGUACAUUGUUUCUGCAUCUGGGGAUAGGACUAUAAAGGUAUGGAACACAAGUACUUGUGAGUUUGUGAGGACUUUAAAUGGGCACAAACGCGGCAUUGCCUGUUUGCAGUACAGAGACAGGCUGGUAGUGAGUGGCUCAUCUGACAACACUAUCAGAUUAUGGGAUAUAGAAUGUGGCGCAUGUUUACGAGUAUUAGAAGGCCAUGAGGAAUUGGUGCGCUGUAUUCGAUUUGAUAACAAGAGAAUAGUCAGUGGGGCUUAUGAUGGAAAAAUUAAAGUGUGGGAUCUUGUGGCUGCUUUGGACCCCCGUGCUCCUGCAGGAACACUCUGUCUACGGACCCUUGUGGAGCAUUCUGGAAGAGUUUUCCGACUCCAGUUUGAUGAAUUCCAGAUUGUCAGUAGUUCACAUGAUGACACAAUUCUCAUCUGGGACUUUCUAAAUGAUCCAGCUUCCCAAGCCGAACCCCCCCAUUCCCCUUCUCGAACAUACACCUAUAUCUCCAGAUAAAUAAUCGUACACUGACCUCAUACUUGCCCAGGACUCAUUAAAGUUGCGGUAUUUAAUGUAUCUACCAAUGCCAGGACAAGCAACAACAGUAACGAUCAAACUCCUACCCUGUUUCCCCGGACUAGCCGAGGAGCUGGGCUUUGAGAUUCCUGUUGGGACACAGUUGGUCCGCAGUCGACCCAGGAUGGUCUACUCAGCACAGCUGACUGCUUCCAUGCUGCUAUCAGAAGAUGUCUUUUAUCUUUCAUGAAUGAUUGGAACUUUUAAACCUCACCACCCCUUCCCUCCUCCUUUCCCCUCUGCACCUGUUUUGCCCCAUUUGGUUCCAUACAAAGAUGACCUAUAAAUAUAUUUAGUGUUUUGCCAGAAUCUCUCUUGCUUUGCGUUAAGCAGAAGAACUAGUUUCCCUGUGUAGCCUACUAGGAGGACCCACUUCUGGGAGCCAAAGGGAUGCAACUUAAGCCAGGGUCUCCGUGUGAACUACAGGAAAUGUUCAGCAUCUGGCAAGAUCAACCCACCCCCACCUCACUUAGGAGGAGACAGAACUCUCUGUAUAGUACCAGGGCAAGAAAGAAAGAAUACAAGAAUGCCCACUUUGGAAGAUCUGGGUCUCUUUCCUUCUCUUUCUCUGUUUCUGUCCCUCUUCCCCCUCCUACUUCAACCUGUUUCUCUACUCUACCCAAAAGAAAGUGUGUGAAGAAAGUGUCCUCAGUUAGAAUGAGGCAAAUCAGGGAGAAAUGCAAAACUUGGAAGAGUCAAAGGCUGUUUAGUCAAAAUUUGAAAUCCAGGCUUUUGCUGCAAGUGACCCUAUGUGGCAACAGUGGCUUCUUGGACAUGGUACUCUCAUCAUACUGGCAACUCUGCUCUCUUUUCCUUCUCCCCCCACCCCCCCAAAAAAAUGGCAGAAAUUUCCUGGGCUCCAUCAAUGGCUGCAUCUUAUCUGGACCCAGCAGUCUCCCCGAUUCCAUGUAGAGUGUGGAAAGGAGUUGCUGAUUGCAUUUCCUCUCAUUAACAAUUAGAUGUGUAAUAAAGAGCAUUGUACUUCAUCUGAAAUCACUGGUAAAGCUCAGCCUACAGAAAGAUUUGAAAUGGCCAGGGCCAGUCACUCAGUGCACUCUGCAUAAUGGUUCACAUCUCUGAUUUCCUCAUCAGGGCACAUGAGCAUCCAAGCGCCUGUAUAUUUGCCAAGACCAUGAUCAGGGUAGCGUAUGAGAUGGUCAGGAGUAAAAGUUGAUUUCUAUUUCAUUUACCCAUCUCUCAAAAUUCAGUCACAACCUUGUACUGAAGAACCUUCUUUCUGCUUUUCCCAAAUCUGUAUUUACAAAAGGGCAGAGCUGCCGGAGAGGGGGGAUCAGGGUGAAGUUUGGCACACAGGGUUUUAUUAGUAGGGCAGAAAUUGCCUUCUCUUUCCUUUUCUUCCUCCUCCUGGCCUUAUUUUGCCCUUCACCUCCCCAACCAAUAAAAUUUCUCUGGCCGUUGGAGAACAGCAUGAACGAAUGGACCUCGGUAAUGAGGAAGUCAGUUGUCUGGGCUUUCAAGCCAGCGGGCUUCAGGUACAAGGGCACAUUUGCCACACCAACCUGGUAGCACAGGGUAUACAGUUAACGUGUGCUCAGCUUGCUUCUAAGGGCAUGAGUAGACUGCCCGAGCCACCUUACUCGGCAUGGGGACACCCAGCAAAGGCCCCAAGGCCACAGUGCAAUCUCAAGUUUCCCUUGGAAGCUGGGCAGCCAGGCCCAUUGUUUCCAUUCCUAAUCAAAGCAUUGAAUAAAAGAAAGCCACUUUUUAAUCAGCUGCUGUGAAAACAGUAGAAUGGGAGGCAGUUGCCGGUGACCUCAAAGCCAGGCCACCUUUAGUAGUUCAGCAUGCCGGAAUGAGGGGAGAAAGUUAUCUUCACUCUUCCCUUUGAUUUGCAAGAAGGUAGGCUCUUUUCCCAAAAUGUACCCAGACUGAAUGUUGUUAUUCUGUAAUGAGAGGUAGAUUAUACAUAUGCAUUUAGAGUACUUUUAAGCUUUUGUUUCUAGGUUAUAUUCAGAAAAUAUUUCCCAGUGUAAAGACUCAUCAUUAUCUAGAAAAUAUUUUCUGAAUACAAUCCCCUUCCCAGCUACCCAAAAGCUACAGAGAAAUGUUUUCUGUUUAGUCACCAUCAGGGUUCCUUGUCUAUUGUGUUGAUUAUGAAUGGCUUUUUGAUUGAUUAAGGAUUUUGCUACAGAUGAAGGCAGGAGCUGUCAGCCCUGAAAAACACAUGGGUCAGACAUUAAAGAGGCAUGGAUUUCUAAUCGUUUCAAAAUAUUGUCCAAUAGCCAUAACUUUACUAGCCCUUCUUUUAUAUGCUGCUAUUCAAAAGUGGGAGCUGUUGAAUUUUCACUGGUGCCCAAGGUUUUGCUCUCCCAUCUAGGUUAAGUUAACGUAUAUUGUUCCCAAGACAGUUUUGAAGCUUGUCCAGCACAUCGUAAAUGAGAUCAAAGGUGGACCCUGCAGAUCUGGAGCUAUUAGCUCAGUUGAGGAUAUUCUACAAGUUGUCCUCUCUGCUGUUGAUGAAAAUGGGAAUGAAUUAAGUGGUCUGAAAAACUUGAAUUGUUCACAUUUGUCAGCUCUGGGGGUCAUUUACCAGUUCAUUGUAGAAGAAAUAAUCAGGUAAGUAGAAGUUCAUUUCCAGAGAAGGUAAAACCCACUUACCAUCUCUGCAUGAUUUCAGUGGGAAUUGAUUAUCACUACUCCCCAACUGGGCUAGCAUAAAUGUUAAGUUUGACCUUUUGAAAAAGAAAAGAGAAACAAAGAAAGUCUCAGCACAUCUAAUGGAGAGGUAGAAAAGGAGCUGGAGGUGUCCCUUGGCUCUGAAAUGAAAUAUCUCCAUUGUAGGUUAGUCUCUUCUCACUAAAGUUCUCCUUCCAACAUGGAGCCUGAAAAGCCUUUCUUAAAGAUGGGAGGAAACCCUGUCCAAGGUGGGUGAGGAGCAUGUGUAUGCACCUGCACCGUUAUGGGCAUGUGCGACCCCUCAGUCAACACUCGGGCCGCUUGGGCAGAAACAGCAUGCCUUGAUAUACGUGUAUAUUUUCACUGCUAAGAACACCCUUUUGCUUUAUAUGCAGUUUGAAAGUGGACAUGCAUUAUGAAUGGAAGUCCUUCUACACUCGUUCCUUAGCAAAAGUCUUUCUGAUGACUCCUUUACAGACAGGGGCUCUCUUUGGAACUCUGUUGACAAGUAAUAAAGUCUGGCUUUUGUAACUUGUUUCUGAACUGGAAAAAACGCUGAGGCCCCUAAAUCAUUCUGGGUUUGUUUUUUGCUUAAGUAUAAAAAAAUCCUUUUUUCCCCUUUUUUGUACAAUCAAAAGCUGAAGAGAAGAAAAUGUGCAACCCUUUCCCUUGCCAUCUCCUGGUACCCAUUAGUCUGAAAAGCUGUGGUUGGGCCACUUAUUUAGCAUUUGAUUGCUUUUGGAAUCAGAGGGCUAGGUGUGGAGGGGGCUGGAGUGGAGAACAUUGGAAAUAUUUGGGGUUGCUUUUUCUUUCCUAGAAUUGGAUUAGAUACCUUGGUAUUAUUGACCUUCUCAGCGUCUUCCAUUUACCUUAGAUGGUAGUAUCUUCUUUCCUGGAGUAGAAACAGUCUAAAUUAGAAUAGUGCAUGCCUGAGGGGCUUGAUUUUAGAGGAAACCAAAGUACUUACAGGUGCGAAAAGGGAUGCUUAGAUACCUACCCCUGUGCCCAACACAUGCUGUGGUCAUCAAGCUUCCCUUAUGACUGUGAUCCCCAUUUCUGACAUCUUUCCCCAUUUGGAUGAGUUCAACAGACUUUCCAGGAGGUGAAGAGCAUGAAAAAGUGCACUUGCUUCUCCUUCCCCUCCUCUCUUCCCUCCUAGAAUAAUUAGUCCCUAAGAAGUCCUCCCGGAGACUGCAGGCUGCGUUAAUCUCCCUGGGCUUCAUCCACACACAGCUGACCACAGACAGACCAGAGCCUCUUACUUUAACCACAGUUUCAACCUAUUUAGUGCCAGAAAGACAGCCAUCUCUUAGAGGAAACCAGGCUGAGUUGUGCUUUUUGUUAUGUUUACCUGUAGUUCAUUUGUGACUUCAGAACCCUUGGAAACUGAGGAGAGAAACCAAAAGAGCAUGGUUACGGCUGCCCGAUUCCAGGUGGAACUUAAGCAUUGAUAUCUAGAAACCUCUUCUGUUGGAAGUUGAGUACUAUAAUCUAAACAUUCCUGCAGGCAGAUGAUGUCUGAAAUAACGUGCUUUCCAACCAAGCCAGCUGGCUCUCUUGGCUCCUUCCUUAUUGCGUGGUGUGUGUGUGUGUGUGUGUGUGUUUCAAGGAUCAGUGCAGUGAAUGAUGUUAUAACGUGCUACCUUCCCUCCUACCCCUUUUCCUGGAACACUGAAAAGGAAAAGACCAGCUUGGGUGAGGUGGGGGGUUAGACCUCUGGGUACCAAGGAAACGAAUACCUUCCCAAAUCAGUGAACACUUGAGGCCAACCCAGACUGAUCUGACAGAUAUUCAGUGGACUCCAGCUAUGGGGAUCGGCCUGGCAACAAAUGUGAGCUUCCCUGAGAGCUUUUGGUUGUUUUAGCCCUUUGUUCUAGACUCUUUAAGUACUGACUGCGUUGACUUUUGUGAUUAUGUCAUGGUGAUGUGUACUCACUGUACCAAUAUGUUCACAACCUAGAAUCAUGGUAAUAUAAUGUGUUUUGUUUUGUUUUGUUUUUUUAAUUGUUCAGAAAAAAGUAAUUUAAAUUACAAAUAUAAGAUUAAACUGAA
Choloepus didactylus (southern two-toed sloth) is the source of this 6774-nucleotide messenger RNA. RefSeq names its product beta-transducin repeat containing E3 ubiquitin protein ligase (gene BTRC). The coding region runs from base 262 to 2025 and encodes 587 amino acids. The transcript is spliced from 16 exons. Gene Ontology annotation, molecular function: protein dimerization activity. The record is from RefSeq and is a predicted model, not a curated record. NCBI's taxonomy places the organism in Eukaryota, Metazoa, Chordata, Mammalia, Pilosa, Megalonychidae.